CGCCUAUCCGUCGUCCGUCGUCCUGCCGACUCGCCAUCUCCCUCAUCAGUCCCUGCUUCCACGCUGCCUCCUCUUGACUGACUCCACCCGCCGCAGGUUUCCCUCUCCUCGCCAUGGCUCCUCCUCGGACUCAGCGAAGCUUUAUUUACGCGCAUUUUGUUCUGAUUGGGGGAGGAAUUGGGUGCGACGCAGGAGGACACUGAUUUUAUUCCCCUGUUCAAUCAGUAGCAUCUAGGAACAGUGAGUGUGUGUGUGCGCGCGCGCGUGUGGUGCGAAGAGACGAGAGGAUGGAAAUCGAGGAAGCCGCCGGCGGCGGUGAGAUUGGGGAAAUGGAGGCCCCCGCGGUCAGCACGGUGGCGGUGGCGGUCAGCGGGGGCAGGAGCAGCAAGCACGCGCUUAAGUGGGCCCUCGACAAGUUCGUUCCCGAAGGGAGGGUCCUCUUCCGGAUCUUGCACGUCCACCCGGCGAUCACCAUGGUGCCCACUCCGAUGGGAAAUUUUAUACCAAUCUCACAAGUACGCGAAGAUGUGGCAUCUGCCUACAGAAAAGAAGCAGAAUGGCAAGCGAGUAAUAUGCUAGUUCCUUUCCAGAAGAUGUGUGCUCAGAGAAAGGUAGAAGCUGAAGCUGUUUUACUUGAAUCAGAUGAUGUUGCUUCUGCUAUAAGUGAAGAGAUAGGAAAAUUCAAUAUUUGCAAGUUAGUUUUAGGUUCUUCAUCAAAGAAUAUAUUUCGAAGGAAACUCAAAGGAAGUAAGACUGCAACCAAAAUAUCUGAGUGCAUUCCAAGCUUCUGUACAGCAUAUGUUAUUUCAAAAGGCAAACUAUCAUUUGUGCGCUCAGCUACAUCUGACAUCGCUGAAACGCCUCGAUCCAUAUCCUCUUCAACUGUUUCUUCACCUAGCACUAGAAGUCUUUCCUCCUGUGGACCUUCAGAAUGGGGAGACACAUAUGGAACAGCAAAUGUACCAUUGCAUCAACCUUCUUUGCCAUUGCAGCGUGACCAAGCAUUGGCAAUCAUAAACAAGCUGUCAAACAGGAGAGCUAGCUCUUCGAGCAGUGUUGUGAGCGAGGUCUCUUACAAUGAUGAGCCGGCCCUGACAAGGUCACACUCCAUCAUAUCAGAGAUGCAGUUCAGUAGUGGUAGCAGUGGAAAUUCUGUUUACAAGAGCUUCCAAAGAGAUAAUUUGCCUGACAAUUCUGAUCAGGCAUCAGUUUCAGGAAUUUCAGAAAAUGUAAAUCAUCUGAGUUAUCAGGAUGAUCUCAGGCUUCAAAUUGAAAGGUUGAGGGUCAAAUUGCAACAUCUUCAUAAGCUUCAUGAACGUGCUCAACACGAGUCAUUAGACACCAGCCACACUACUCAGAAACUGCAUAAGUUGGGCACUCGGCACAUUGAGGAUGAAAUCAAGCUGAAAGAAAUUCAACUGACAGAGGACACGAUAAGGAGAUUAGUAAGGAAACAGGAGAUGGAAGAACACGAAGCAGCAAGAGAAGCUGAACUUAAUCGACCCUCCGAUGGAAUGGAAGCAAAACAGAGUUAUGAUGUACAAGAAGCUAAUGAGAACGAAAUGGGAAAGAAGAUUGCUGGAGGCAGUUUUGAUGAGUAUAAUAGGUAUACGUGGGAGGAGAUUCAGGCAUCAACUUCAUCAUUCUCUUCUGCUCUUAUGAUUGGUAAGGGAUCAUAUGGCACAGUUUACAAGGCGAAAUUCCGUCAUACAGUCGCAGCUGUCAAAGUAUUAAACUCCCCUGAAGGCUGUGGCACUCAGCAAUUACAGCAGGAGCUUGAGGUCCUUGGUAAGAUUCGGCAUCCUCACCUUCUGAUGAUGCUUGGAGCAUGCCCUGAACAUGGUUGCCUGGUUUAUGAGUACAUGGAAAAUGGUAGCCUAGAUGACAUGCUGCAAUGCAGGAAGAAUACGUCGCCAUUAGCCUGGUUUGACCGUUUCAGGAUAGCCUGGGAGGUGGCUGCUGCUCUGAUGUUUCUUCACAGUUCAAAACCAGAACCCAUCAUUCACCGUGACCUGAAGCCUGCCAACAUAUUACUAGACAGCAACUUGGUCAGCAAGAUAGGUGAUGUAGGCCUAUCAACUUUGCUUCCAAGCAUGGGCCAGUACCUGUCUACAAUGAUCAAGAACACUGCCCCUGUGGGCACUUUCUGCUACAUCGACCCAGAGUACCAAAGGACUGGUGUACUGUCCAUGAAGUCCGAUGUCUAUGCACUAGGCAUUGUGCUCUUGCAGUUGCUGACAGCAAGAUCACCGAUGGGGCUAGCGCAUGUUGUGGAGACUGCACUAGAGGAUGGCUGCUUUGUUGACAUCCUGGAUGCAACUGCUGGGCAGUGGCCUCUUAAUGAGGCACAAGAACUGGCUAUUCUAGCACUAAGGUGCUCAGAAAUGCGGCGCAAAGACCGGCCUGAUUUGAAUGAUCAUGUUCUUCCGACACUGGAACGGCUGAAGGAUGUUGCAGCCAAGGCCAGGGAAGAUGCUUUUCAGGGUCACACAGCACCUCCAAGCCAUUUCAUUUGCCCCAUACUUCAGGAAGUGAUGAUCGAUCCAUAUGUCGCAUCAGAUGGUUACACCUACGACCGUAAGGCGAUUGAGUUGUGGCUAAGCACGAACGAGACGUCCCCGAUGACCAACCUGCGUCUACCCAACAAGAGCCUGAUACCAAAUCACUCCCUUCGUUCUGCAAUCUUGGACUGGAGGUCGAAAAGCAAGUGACAUGUGAUUCCUUCAAUCCUCGGAUCGCAUGCUUCAUGAUGCAGCGAUGGCUUAUUUGUCUUACACAACGAAGCUGACAGUUUUUGUUAAAAAAAGUGUAUGGGAGUAGUCUUCAGAAAGGGUUUUAGGUUGUGCAGCAGCUCAAGCAAAAUGUAAAUAAAGUCGUCUGAUAGCAUACCUCGCUGUCUUAGCGAAGCAAUUCCUUUCUCUGUCCUAUGCAAAUAAUGUAUUUGUAAGCCUGUAGUCAAUGUCAAUUGUUAUGAUUCAUCAUUUGAUUCUUAGACGAAAUGAAUUCUGCAUAUUGCUGCUGUUUUA
This is a messenger RNA of Sorghum bicolor (sorghum), 3026 nucleotides long. RefSeq names its product U-box domain-containing protein 35. Gene Ontology annotation, molecular function: ubiquitin-protein transferase activity; ATP binding; protein kinase activity. The coding region runs from base 288 to 2711 and encodes 807 amino acids. The record is from RefSeq and is a predicted model, not a curated record. NCBI's taxonomy places the organism in Eukaryota, Viridiplantae, Streptophyta, Magnoliopsida, Poales, Poaceae. The transcript is spliced from 10 exons. Gene Ontology annotation, biological process: protein phosphorylation; protein ubiquitination.